AUGGAACUCACUUCGGAGAAAGAGGUUGGCGUACAGUGCUCAGAGUGCGACACAGUCUGCAUCAACCAGAAGUCCCUCAAAAUCCACAUGGCCAAACAUAAGCCCAAAAUUUACCAUAAAUGCAGUAUCUGUGAGAAGACGUUUACGAAAAAGUAUUGUCGGGACAAGCAUAUGCUGUCCCACACCUAUGCGCCGUACAAGUGCUUCCAGUGCGGCAGGGUUUUUUUAAGUGAAAAGGGCCUCAUUCACCACUUGAAGAAGCACGCUGAGGCUCCUCCAGAGGAGUCUAAUGUGCAGUGUUCAGAGUGUGGCAAUUUCUACCUCAACCAGAAGCGCUUGAAGAUCCACAUGGCCAAACACAAGCCCAGAAUUCCAUACAAGUGCGGUAUCUGUGACAAGGUGUUUGCAAUGAAGUGGUAUCGGGACAGGCACGUGCGGACCCACGGCGACUUGCCUUAUAAGUGCUCCUACUGCGACAACGGCUUCUUGAUGGAAAAUGAUUUUAAGCACCACGUACAGAAGCAUACUGGGGAGAGGACCCACGUUUGCCUCGAGUGCGGCAAGGGCUUCCUUAGGAAGUACAGCCUCGGCGUCCACAUGACCACCCACACGGGCGAGGAGCCCUACUCCUGCUCGCGAUGCGGCAAGUCCUUCGGCAAGCGAUUUAAGUGCGCCAAGCACAUUCGCCGAGAAUGCGGAUCUGCAGUGGGAGCCGGGGAGCGGCCCCCGCUUAUCAUACGUGCUCCGCCUCCCCGGCCGGCGCCGAACACGGUGCAGCUUGCUCCUCCUCCUACGACUGUCAUCAUCAUCGCCUCCGACCAGAUUGUGAGUCUAGGCAACACCAUCAUUCUGCCUUGCCAGACAGGCGGCGGACUCUCGAGCACGGUCGGAGUGGAGCCUCCUGUGGCCACGACGGGUAAGCCUCAGGAUUUAGGCGAGAAUGGAAUAGACCUGGACACGUUCCUGAAGAAGGAGAUCACAGGUUUCCAGCAGUAA
Molecule: messenger RNA, 996 nt
Organism: Penaeus monodon (black tiger shrimp)
Lineage: Eukaryota; Metazoa; Arthropoda; Malacostraca; Decapoda; Penaeidae
Product: zinc finger protein 239-like
Exons: 1
Coding region: 1-996 (331 amino acids)
Biological process (GO): regulation of transcription by RNA polymerase II
Cellular component (GO): nucleus
Molecular function (GO): RNA polymerase II transcription regulatory region sequence-specific DNA binding; DNA-binding transcription factor activity, RNA polymerase II-specific
Source: RefSeq, a predicted model, not a curated record